Messenger RNA from Balaenoptera acutorostrata (minke whale), 2121 nucleotides. It is a transcript of the gene NXT1, whose product is annotated as nuclear transport factor 2 like export factor 1. NCBI's taxonomy places the organism in Eukaryota, Metazoa, Chordata, Mammalia, Artiodactyla, Balaenopteridae. The record is from RefSeq and is a predicted model, not a curated record. Gene Ontology annotation, cellular component: nuclear pore central transport channel. The transcript has 3 exons. Gene Ontology annotation, biological process: protein import into nucleus. Bases 1410 to 1940 code for a protein of 176 amino acids.
CGGAGGCCGGGGACCCGCGUCUGCGCGGAGCUGGUGGGCCGCGCGCGGGAACCCGCGGAGGCGCCGACCGGACCAGGCGGGUCCUGGGAGGAAGGGGUUCGUUGGAGGCGGCUCUUCCUGCGCCGCCUCGGGCGAGCAGCGGUGGAGCGCGGAGCCUCGGCGGACCCGGCCCAAAAGUCCGUUGUGCCGCGGCCCGCGUGACCGGAGUCUCCCACGCCGGCCUGCGCCGACCCGGUUCGUUUCGCCCACGCCUACCCGGCUGACUGAGGCCCACGCUGUCCAGCGCUGACUAGGGCUGCCACCCCGCUGUCACUCCCGCGCAGACGCCCGGGCGGGCAGCUGGGUGAGCUGCGUUUGCAAGGCGGAGGCCCGAGGUGCUGGGGAAUCGCGUGGACGCCGGUUGAUGGGGAGUCCAGCGAGGGAGACAGGCCCGCAGGGAGAAAUGACAAACUGGCUGUCCCGGAACCUUGAGCCCCAGACUGGACCCCAGAAGGGCAGGAGCCAGUGAGAGGACCGCGUCGUCCCGGCAACAAGUUCUUGUAGUGACAGAUCAGGGGUGUGACCUCCGUCCACACGAAAUGUGACAUUUCGGCUACAGUUGAAAUUCUUCCUUGCUGCCGCCAUCCUGCACCCCAUAGAAAUUCUUCCACCUGGCCUGUCUUUCCUCGGCUCACGGGGCUCCCCUGUGCUCCCAGGAGCUCGGCACCAGCUUAGCUUCUCAUUCCAGUCAGCGCCAGCUUAGCUUCUUAGAGCCCGUCAUGAGGACUGUGGCCACCAUGUUGGUCCCGUCCUGUCCUCACGGCAUUUGUUCUCUUACCCUCUUAGGAAACCUGCCUUCUCCCUCCCAGACCCUGUAGGUGAGCUGAGGAUAGACUGAUUGGCCUUUGUUGGGCCACUGUUCCCUUCCCCAGGGUGCAGCGUCUUUACCCGCUUCUCUAAUUUUUUUUUUUGGCCAUACCGCGAGGCAUGUGGGAUUUUAGUUCCCCGACCGGGGAUUGAACCCGUGCCCCCUGCAGUGGAAGCUUGGAGCCCUAACCACUGGACCACCAGGAAGGUCCCUUUACCCGCUUCUCUAGGGCAGUCACAGCUGUUCCAUGCUUCCAGGAAAAAGCGGCCUCCCACUAUCAGAUGUACUACAGCUUACGAAACGAAACCGUUAAAAUUCAUAGUAAUAGCUACCAUUGCGGACCAUGUGGGUCUCAGGCUUUUUAACUAAGCACGUGGUGUACACGGCUUCUUUUCAUCCAACACUGCAGUUAUGCACAGCUGGGGAUGGUCCCGUUUAAAGUGAGCGAACUGAGGCCUAGUCAGACCAGGCGUCAGCAACAGUGUGUGCCUAGAAUCAUCUCCACCAUGUGUAGUCGUUCUGCCACCAACAGAGGAGGAGGAGUAUUCAUUUGUCCGGCAGGAUGGACAAUGGCAUUCACACAGGGUCUCUUCCACCUUGCCGCCCCACAGCCCAGCUCCCCCAGGUACAGGAAGCACCUGGGUGGAGGCCUUCCUCAGCGGGGCCAGAGAUGGCGUCCGUGGACUUCAAGACCUACGUGGACCAGGCCUGCCGCGCCGCUGAGGAGUUCGUGAACGUGUACUACACCACCAUGGACAAGAGGCGGCGGCUGCUGUCCCGCCUGUACAUGGGCACGGCCACGUUGGUGUGGAACGGCAACGCCGUUUCGGGACAAGAGUCCUUGAGUGAGUUUUUUGAGAUGCUGCCUUCUAGUGAGUUCCAAAUCAACGUGGUAGACUGCCAGCCUGUUCACGAUGAAGCCACCCCGAGCCAGACCACGGUCCUCGUGGUGAUCUGUGGGACGGUGAAGUUUGAGGGCAACAAACAGCGGGACUUCAACCAGAACUUCAUCCUGACAGCCCAGGCCUCGCCCAGCAACACGGUGUGGAAGAUUGCCAGCGACUGCUUCCGCUUCCAGGACUGGGCCUGCUAGUGGCGUGGGGAGACACCCCCAGACUGAACUCUGUGCUCCCUCGAGUCCCAGGGGCCCUUUUCACGGCGUACACUUGUCAUAGCUGCCUUUUCAAAGUAGUAAAAUUCUCUAUUUUUCUACUUGCCCAGUAGAGACCCUGUCUCUGGAAAUUCUGAUGAAUAAAAUGAUAAUAUGAAUGUUG